GAAAGAAAGAAAGAGAUGCUCAGGCGUCAUCAUGUAUAUUUCCCGGGAGUGUAGUGCAUGUGGCACUGUGACUGCACACGUCACUAGGCGAAAUCGCACCUUGGACAGCGACAGCGUCGUCUGUCAAUACAACAGCCGAACGGAAUCUGCCCUCCCCACCCCUAACUACAGGGCUCCAGAGAGGGUGCAUCCAUACCAUACAGAAGAGACAGACUAAUGGCCGUAGAGAAGAAAAUGAUAAAAGUACACCAGUGUCAUGCAGUUUUUCAUUCUUGUAGGCUAGUAUUAAUUCCGGAAGUAGGUGCUGCGUUGGUUCACUAUCAAAGUCGACCAUUUCGAGGAGGAAUCAGGCAGCGCGAGAAAGCAGUAGGCUAUCAUCAUCAUCACCAUCUGAGAGGCUAGGCUACAAUAUCAAUGGCAUUAGGCUACUGCUGUAAUUGCCCUCUCGGAUGUGUAGACAUCUCCAUCGGUCUGUAAAUUAGAAGAUUGCAGCAACUGUUGUUUUGAAUUCUGGUCUGUUAUUCUCAAAUUUCGGUGCACCAUAUUUUCAACGCAAAGAUUGAAGACACCGAAGAGAAAUGCUGAUGGCUAUCGAAUGAAGGUGGGAUGUAUCGCUGUUUUGAGUGGAUAUAUUUACAGAUAUAUUUAACAUGCAAAUUCACUGGAUUGCAAAUUGGAUCCACUCUGUGUGGACGUCGGGUUGAAUGAGGUGGACCAUUCUUGAUGGAUCAAUCCAAAACAUUACAGAGGUGGAAUAGAAAAGAAAAAACAUGAUCUGACGGUUGGGAUGCUACUAAGGAUAAUUAAAAACACGAUAUAAUCACACGUCUUACAUCUAACUUUCAUUAUAUCGUCUGUCCGCACACUUUGGGAUUAUGCUUCUUGACAACAGUCCCAGAUAUGACUGUGGGGUUGGACAUGGAAUGUUUUUAUUUAUUUUUUACAUCUCGUUCUAUUUUAUGUCUCUCCGUUGUUCACUCUUCCACUAGUCCACGCUGGCAUGUCUUCUGCUGGGUGUAGCAAACAUAUAUUUUUUUGCUGCAAACCCCAAAUGCAAAGUAUUUGAUGAUGUGUAUAAUUUAGAUCGAUAGUGCAGGCAAUGGACGAUAUAGGCCUAUCACGUAUUUGUGGUGGUAGGGGUGGAGGAAGAAUCUAGCUUGACAGCAGUUGUUUUCGUAAUGAAUAUUGAGAGAGUGUAUCGAGCUUCUCAAGAGGGAAAUCUCUCAUCUGCAUUGUCUUAGACACACAUGCCAUCAGACAACAACCAAGACGUGGUCAUUUAUUUCUUACCAUUUGACAGAGCAUUUACAGUAGGGUGAGCCUACAAGUUUUGUAAGCUCAUCAGUGGUACUAUUCAGAAAAUGUUUAGGUAAAAUCCCCUAAAUAAUAGCAUGUGCAGCACAAUAAUUGGCUAAAGAUAAUAGACGUAUAAUAAUAAUAAUAACCCUUCUCCUAAAUCAAAGGUAUAUUUAAUUUUUUCUUGAGACCACCUUAUUUUCAAAUUGGUUUCAUUCCCUUCUGAAUAAUUAAUGUAGCCAAACAUGUUCAAAUAUAGGAUCCGCAUGUUUUUCAACGAACUGAAAGUACUGGUUUUUAUGCGAGACGAUUCGAGACAGCCUGAACGAGCCGAAGCAGAGAGACGGUCCAGCAUGCGGGGUCUUGGGAUGGGCGGCUGCGGCUGGCCUCCCUUUGUGGACUGCUCCUCCCGGGAUGACGAGGAGGAGUAUUACGGGACGGAUCCUCGGCCUCGGAGCCUGGGCUUUGAGGAGAAGGACCCCAAACUGCAAGUGGGCCUGGAUGCCGUGUCGCUCACCAGCACUGCAAGCAGCCUGCGCUGUCGUAUCUGCUUUCAGGGUCCGGAGCAGGGAGAGCUGCUGAGCCCAUGUCGCUGUAAGGGUUCUGUGCGCUGCACCCACCAGCCCUGCCUCAUCCGCUGGAUCAGCGAGAGAGGCUCCUGGAGCUGUGAGCUUUGCUACUUCAAGUACCAUGUCCUGGCCAUCAGCACCAAGAACCCACUGCAGUGGCAGGCCAUCUCCCUGACGGUGAUCGAGAAGGUCCAGAUCGCUGCCAUCAUCCUGGGCUCCCUGUUCCUCAUCGCCAGCAUCUCCUGGCUCGUUUGGUCCUCCCUCAGCCCCUCGGCCAAGUGGCAGCGCCAGGACCUGCUCUUCCAGAUCUGCUACGGCAUGUACGGCUUCAUGGACAUCGUGUGCAUCGGGCUUAUAAUCCACGAGGGCUCAUCAGUAUACCGAAUAUUCAAGCGAUGGCAGGCUGUCAAUCAACAAUGGAAAGUAUUGAACUAUAUAAAAGCCAAUGACUUGGGGGACCCGUUGAGUAGCAGUAAGGGUGGGGGUCGGGGCUCACGGAGUAACCCCCAUGGCUUGGGUAGUGGCGGCAGCAGGAGACAGAGUCGGAGGUUCAGGACUAUUCUGGACCACCACUGUGGCUACACCAUCCUUCAUAUUCUGAGCCAGCUACGGCCACACAACCCACGUAUCGGCUCCUCGGCCAACCGGGAGGUGGUGAUGAGGGUGACAACGGUAUGAAACUGAGCGUGGAAGGGGUGGAAUGAAGGGAUAAAGCAGGGUAUUGUUUUUUUUCUGGGUUCUGGGG
This is a messenger RNA of Oncorhynchus keta (chum salmon), 2610 nucleotides long. Its product is annotated as E3 ubiquitin-protein ligase MARCHF9-like. The record is from RefSeq and is a predicted model, not a curated record. Lineage: Eukaryota; Metazoa; Chordata; Actinopteri; Salmoniformes; Salmonidae. Gene Ontology annotation, molecular function: ubiquitin-protein transferase activity; zinc ion binding. Bases 1542 to 2543 code for a protein of 333 amino acids. The transcript has 4 exons. Gene Ontology annotation, biological process: protein ubiquitination.